Messenger RNA from Branchiostoma floridae (Florida lancelet), 1496 nucleotides. RefSeq names its product E3 ubiquitin-protein ligase TRIM71-like. The record is from RefSeq and is a predicted model, not a curated record. NCBI's taxonomy places the organism in Eukaryota, Metazoa, Chordata, Leptocardii, Amphioxiformes, Branchiostomatidae. Gene Ontology annotation, biological process: protein polyubiquitination; proteasome-mediated ubiquitin-dependent protein catabolic process; negative regulation of translation. The transcript has a single exon. Gene Ontology annotation, molecular function: protein binding; ubiquitin protein ligase activity; translation repressor activity. The coding region runs from base 1 to 1179 and encodes 392 amino acids.
AUGGAUGAGAGUACAGGGGGAGCAGUGGGGGCUACAGGUGGUGGGGGUACAUGGAGAGGGGAGGGGGGUACAGGAGGGGAGGUUAGGGCUCCAGGGGGAGGUGAUGGGGGAGGAAGGGGUGGGGGAGAAGGGACAAUGGAUGAGAUUACAGGGGGAGCAGUGGGAGAAACAGGUGGUGGAGGUACAUGGGGAGAGGAUGGGGUAAAAGAGGAAGAGGGUGGGGGUACAUGGGGAGGGGUUAGUGGUAUGGGGGAAGAGGAUGGAGCCUUUGGGGGUGGGGAUACAUGGGUAGGGGGGAGCCUGCUGCGUUCCCCUCCCAUAGUAGGUGCGGGCAGUAACAACCGUGUGCUCAGGUUUGGACGGAAGGGCAGCCAGCCGGGGCAGUUUGACAGUCCUAUAGAUGUAGCAGUCAGGGGAGACAGGCUGUACGUGGCUGAUUUUGGCAACUGUCGUGUUCAGGUGUUUGAUCUGAGUGGUUCUGCUCCUAAGUUUUGCUCCUCAUUUCCAACAACUGCAAGCCCAGGAGGACUUGCAGUUCAGACAGAUGGCACCAUAGUGGUGAGGUCUGGGAAGGAAGUGGAGAAAUUUUCCCCAUCAGGAGAACUGAUAAACAAAUUUUCUCUGGGUAAAUAUUGCACAAACCCCUAUGGCCUUGCAGUACAGAGGGAUGGGAGGGUUGUUGUAACUGAUUUUCACAAACACAGCAUUUUUCUGUUUGAGGCAGAUGGGACAAGGGUGAAAUCGGUGAGAAGGAAUGGAAAGGGGAAAGAGAAGGUGCAGUUUAACAAGCCCUAUUUUAUCUGUGUGGAUAAAGAAGACAACAUCAUUGUCGCAAAUAAAGGCAGUCACCGUGUUCAGGUGUUUGACAAAAAUCUGAACUUCCAACACAAGUUUGGUCAGAAAGGCAUAGAGCCACAGGACAUGUUUGCACCUCAUGGGGUGUCAGCUGACAGCAGGGGGAACAUAGUUCUGGCAAACGUUGGGGACAAAACUGGUGAAGCUGGCGUAGAACAUGGCAAGAAGCUCCAGGUUUUCCGUUCAGACGGUACCUGGGUGUCUACAAUCAGCAAUGAUAGGGACAAACUGAACCUUCCCCAUGGGGUGGCAGUGACAGAGGAUGGACAUGUGUUUGUAGCUGAUACUGGUGACCAUUGUAUUAAGAAGUACAGAUACAUGUGAGUUUUCAAUGUAAACAGUUGCUGGACUAAGACGUGCCUUCAGACACUAUUGUCACGAUUGUUACAAAUAGAGCUUAUAUGAAAAGGGCCGACACUACAACAUACCAGCCAAUGAGAGACUUUGUCCCACAUGCCAUAAUGACAUAGAAAAUGAAUUUCAUUUUGUAAUGGAUUUUCCGACUUAUGAAGAAGACCGUCAAAAGUUAUUUCAAAAUAUUGUAUGUAAGUCCGAAAUUGUAUACGUACUACCACAUGCUAGGUCAGAGGUAUUCCAUUUGAUAUUAUCAUGUCCUGUUCAUAUAUCUGCCUACGUAGGCC